AACUUAAAAUGAUAAAUGACCAUAUAUAAGAUAAGAUCUGGUCGUAUUUUUAACCCAGAGGGAUCCUUCAAUCUUGUACCCCCAGGAUGUGACCCACACCAGUCAACUAACACCCAGGUUGGCGGUGGUGUGCGAGGUUGCAACAGAUGGCAGCACUCACCACAGAAACACAACACUACGCCAUUGUCACUCCGCUCAGCAGGGACAUUACCGUCUCUUACUUCAUUAUUACCAAGCACAGCACGCAGCUCCUUCAUGCGCUUACCCGAUAAUAGUCCUGGUGGGAGUGAGUCCAGUGGUGGCUUUGGUAGUGCCAGGAUGAAUCCCAACGCUGAGCCUGACUUUUCUGAGUUUAUGUGGAUGGCCGAGGAGGAUCUGGAGGCCUUUGACCACAAGGUGAUCUGUGAGGUGAACCAAGUAAUGAUGGAACAGUCAAGUACCCUGAGGGAGGACGAGGAAGAAUUCCUCCGUCGCAUGUUGGAGGAGGAAGAGCAACGUGACACUGUCUACUACCAUCAGUACCAGCAGGAGAAAAUGAGAAAUGAUGCUACAUCUAGUUUAGCUUCAAGUAUGCAGAAAAUGGGAGUAAAUGAAACUGUAGCUGCUAAGAGUACCUUGAACCCUUAUGCUGCCGAGUUUAUCCCAGGGAAGAACUUCACCCGACCAGCAGAAACCCCAACUCUUGUUCACCACACUAAUGGAGAUAAGAAGAGUUCAUAAUGGAAAAAUUCACUUAAGGGUGUGGAAAGAGGGAAAAUCUGUUAACUGUGGAUGAUACUCGUCAUAAAGCAGCUUUUGUUAAUUACUAUAUUGGGUUAUAAAAAUGUCAUUUAUGGAUGCAGUAUAUUGUAAUGCCUAUAAUAUAUGAAAUUAAUAGCAUUAAGUCACCGGUAGACGUGAUUAUUUUUAAAGAAAUUUUUUUACUUGCAAUUUUUAUGAGUACUCAGUCAUUUUUUCCCCAUUGUAAAAAAUAUCCAAAGUCAUAUUUCUUUACAAAUGUUGACUGCUUAUGGUUAUUUUGGUAUGUGGCCUUCAGAAAUUGGCAGAGUUGAUGAAGUAGAUUUUUUUUUUUAUGAGCAAUAAGAGUGACAAUGAUGCAAGAGUGAAAACAAUAUCCAGGUAGUGUAGCUUCUUUCUGCUUGUUCAUGUUGGUGUGUAUGUUGGCUGUCAUGUUUGAAGAAAAAAAUCUAAAUACAUUGAAGACAUUGAAUUAAAAUUUUAUUUGUAGUAUAAGCUGAAUUUAAGUUUUAUUUGCAUUAUCAUUGCUGAAAUGAUCACCAUCUAAGGGCCUUCGUUACCUUCAAAGUCACCUUUAGCAUGUGAAGAGGAUUGGUUUAUUAUUUUUUAAUGGUUUUUAACUUCAAAAAGUAUGAGAAUCCUCAAGUAAAUUGUAUUGUUCAUUCCUUUUUCCAGAUUGUCCUAUUUCUUGUAGGUUUCCAGAUUUUGAUUUGUAUGGUUUGUUUUACGUAUGGAAAUUGUCAUCUUAAAAUUUGUAUUAUUUGAUUUUAUAAAAAAAAAAAAACAGGUUUUCAGAAAUCAACUUUUAAUUAUGAUUCUGGAAGGUACUGUAUAUAAAAUAAUGGCAUGUACAGUAUUCACUGUUCAAAAAUUCCCAAGAGUAGUUCACAUUUGAAAUACAAUGUGAAGUUGAAGUCCCGGUUGUGCUGUAAUGUCUGGUGUUAGAUGCUGACUAGUAAAUUUAAGGACAAGUAUUUGAUAGGUGUAAUUUUAUCUUAGUACUUUGGCUCAUGAACUUUGCUUAUUUCUUUUGGUGUAAUUGAAAUGAGAAGACAUUACAUUUGUG
This is a messenger RNA of Cherax quadricarinatus, 1804 nucleotides long. It is a transcript of the gene Paip2, whose product is annotated as polyA-binding protein interacting protein 2. NCBI's taxonomy places the organism in Eukaryota, Metazoa, Arthropoda, Malacostraca, Decapoda, Parastacidae. The record is from RefSeq and is a predicted model, not a curated record.